This is a messenger RNA of Hevea brasiliensis (rubber tree), 723 nucleotides long. RefSeq names its product vegetative cell wall protein gp1-like. Lineage: Eukaryota; Viridiplantae; Streptophyta; Magnoliopsida; Malpighiales; Euphorbiaceae. The transcript has a single exon. The record is from RefSeq and is a predicted model, not a curated record. The coding region runs from base 1 to 723 and encodes 240 amino acids.
AUGGGUACUCCAUCCUCAUUGCCCACAAACCCUAACCCCAGCCCCAGUCCGCCGCUCCCUCAGUCACCGCCACCACAAACGCCGCCAUUACCUCAAUCGCCACCACCUCAGUCACCGCCACCACCCCCAAGCCAGAUACCACCUCUCAUUCCGCCGACUCCCCUCUCGCCGCAAACCGAACCGCAAAAUGAAACACCAAUUCUCGACACCCAUUCCCCAGAACCAGUGCCUGAGCCUGCGCCUACUCAAACGAAAACCAAAGGUAAAACUAAAAGGGCUGCAGGUAGACCCAAGGAAACCCCUGUCGGAAAACGAAAACGAGUACCCUCUGUUCCUUUCGACCUAAAUUCUCCACCUCAGCCGUCCUCUGAACCAGUCAGCAAAAGGACCAGGUCUUCCUCGCAAACCCCAACACCAGUGGUCCAAACACCAGUACCUCAGUCUCCCUUACACUCUCCAGCACCUGCAUCAUCUGCAGAUAAUAUCGAGGAGGUAAUUUCUCCAUUACCUUGGGCUUUUAGGGAUAUGGCUAUGAAAAAGGCCUAUGAGAAAUUAGUUUGUAAAACAAUUUUGGCAAACAAGUAUAUGGAUGAGCAAAUUUUGAAAGAAUUAGGCAUUUAUGACUCUGUAUUUGCCUACUUGAAUGCUGUUAGCUGGACUGAUUUUGCUAAAAUUAGGGAACCAGUGUACAAGGAUUUAACCCUGGAAUUUUUAGUUCCUUAA